Messenger RNA from Paramecium sonneborni, 828 nucleotides. Lineage: Eukaryota; Ciliophora; Oligohymenophorea; Peniculida; Parameciidae. The record is from the annotation of a GenBank genome assembly.
AUGCCAAAGCAUAAUAUAAAAUCUGGAAGGCCUAAUAAAAAUGAUAUUAAUGAUAUGGUAUAUAAGGAUGAAGGAUAUAUUGCUACAAAUGAAUUUGCUCUGUAAUUAUAUUAGUUGAUUUCUGAAAUGUCUAAUUAUAAAAUACUCACUAUUACAGGACCAUCAAAAUAAAAAAAUGCGAAAAAAAAUGUAAAGAAUAGAAAGGAGAUUGAAAAAAAAUAGGGAAUUAUUAGAAAAAAAUUAGAUAUUAAAGAAGAGAAAGUAUUUCUUUUAAGAAAUCAAGAAGAUUAACCAAGAAAAUAUAGAAUAAUAGAUGGGAAAAUGGUUGAUAAUGAUGAAAUCAUUUAUAUUGAUGAUCUGUUAAAAUAUGUUCAAGAGGAUCAUUUUAUGAAAAGUAUUAAAAUGGUUUUUAAAGAAUUGAAUGAAGAAACAUAAUAUUUUUUAAAAGAACUAGUAAAAAUAUUUUCUAAAACUGAUAAGUCAUUAGGUUAAUUUUAAGAAUAAUUUUUUCAAUUAUUUGAAUCAUCACCUAGUUCUUAAUAUAAAGAAAUAAAAUAAUGGAAUGAACUAUUUGAAAUAUCAUUCGAUGAAAAGCUCUUUUUGAUGUAAAAUGAAAUUGAUUUGUUUAAGAAAAGAUUUUAACUGAAAAUAAAUGAAGAAGCUAGUUAAAAAAAGGUAGAAUAAAAAAGAAUUGAUAUUUUUAAAAAUUAGUAAUCAAAUAUCGAUUAAUACAUAUGUAUUAAAUAGCCUAAUAGACCUUUAAAACUUUUUAUUAAAAAAAUUUAUCAGUUAUUCCAUAAAUUUUGGAUUUUAGAUGAAAUUUAAUGA